Asterias rubens (European starfish) is the source of this 7988-nucleotide messenger RNA. Its product is annotated as ral GTPase-activating protein subunit alpha-2-like. Gene Ontology annotation, cellular component: cytoplasm; nucleus. The coding region runs from base 82 to 6633 and encodes 2183 amino acids. The transcript has 43 exons. Lineage: Eukaryota; Metazoa; Echinodermata; Asteroidea; Forcipulatida; Asteriidae. Gene Ontology annotation, molecular function: GTPase activator activity. The record is from RefSeq and is a predicted model, not a curated record. Gene Ontology annotation, biological process: positive regulation of GTPase activity; regulation of small GTPase mediated signal transduction.
GAUAAGAAUGGUAAUGGAUUGUUUACGAAGAGUAUCGGGACCGUACGACUCCGAACGUGCUGUCUGCUAAGGGGAUCGGUCAUGUUUAGCAAAAAAGCUCACGGAGAUGUUAAGAAAUCCUCCCAGAAGCUUCUAGACCCGAAGAAAGAUGCCGUCACACGGCUAAAACAUCUCCGAGUCGUACUCGAUAACUUGGACCAAUUGGAUGCGCGUAGCUUCUUUGAGCAGUACUAUUCCCACAUUUUCUAUGUAUUCUAUGAGAACUUUGUUGCGAUUGAGACGAUUUUAAAACAGAGGGUGCACAAGGCACAGAGAGAGGAACUGGAUGGUAUCGUUGCAAUAUUUGAGAAAAUCCUUCUAUAUGUUCCAGAUUUAGUCCACGCAAGAUGGCAAUACCAAAGUAUAGGACGGAUCUUAAAGACGUUGCUUCAUGUUGGAAACUGUCUGAAGAUUCGCAUGGAUGGCCUGCGUCUGUUCCUGGUAUGGUUCAUGACUCUACAAGAGAACUCGACGGAAGAGGCGUACCUCAUCUACGCAACGCUCAUUCAUGGAUUCCCCACACCUCCAGCGCUCAGCGGCAAUCCCUUAGAGUCUAUCAUGACGCACACAACCAGGCCGCCCAUCAACAGCGACUUGCUCGUUCAGGACACAGAGAUCUUACCCAUCAUCCCUUGCCAGCCCGGUGACAAGGUACCAGAUAAUCUGACCAGAUUAAUGCUGGAGGCAGUACUCCAUUACAGCGUCUGUCAGGUGAUGAAAGUCCACUGGAAGGACCAGCGGAGGUACGAGGAUGGUUUCAUCUUCCUCUUGGAUAAUUUCCGCAAGUACUACCUGCCUCACAUCUUCCCUGGCUUCUCUUUUGACACAAGCCUGUAUCAGCCAAAUCUAGAGAUUCCGAGCACCAGGAGUGUUCCAGGCUCGCUACUAAGCACAACCUUUGGCAGCUAUGACCCGAUGCUACUGUGUAGGGUCAGCGUGGUGCAGUGGGUGGUGUCCUUUAUCAGCGUCAAGAAGGCAGACAAUAACACCAUCAGCGCCUUGAUGGAGGAGAAGCAGGAGAAUCUUAAAGACUCAUUGGAGCGUAAGCUAGAUGCUGCCCUCAUCAAGGACGGCGAGACGCUAACGGUCAGCCCGAGUACCACGCUAAACAACAAGGAGCAGAACUCCCUCCUAGUAGGGGUGGGCAGCGCCGUCGGGUUGGUACCUGCUGUCAUGUCACCUGAGGAGGAAGAGCUUCAGGAGAUUGCCAGACAGAUUGUCCAGAAGGUCUUCUACUCAUCCAGGGGGAACAUAAACUUUGUACAUGAAGUCCUGAGACAGGGAUUCCUUUUGCCAAUGUCUGAAGCUGGGGCAGUGAGGAGAGCUCUACGGAUAUACAAUGACUGGAUCCAGGCUCAGCUGACAAGUACCAAGCCUAUAUUCAUGGAGGAACCUAUCUCACUCAGGGAAUCCGCUUUCAUGAUGUCCUCAUUCCAUGAUGCCACCACUGAACCACAGGGUGUCAGUGAGGUCGAUAGUCCACCCUAUGAACAUAUCAGAUCAUUCGAAGAUCACAUCACCCAGCCGAGUGAGACUCAACCCACAGUAGUGCAACCUCCGACCACCUUGAAGACUCAGGGUAGUAGUACGUACCUUGGUGCCAUUAACGACGCUAUCAAGGAGGGAUUGAAGAGCUGCAAUGUGGAGGCUGGGCUUCAAGCGACCAUACAGGUUUUUAUCACCAACUCGGCCAACGUCUUGCUCCUUGAGCCUGCACCUAACAGCUCCCCGCAGGCAAUCAAAGACCAGGUUGAGAUAUGUAAGCGUGUUCUGAAACUGUACCGUCACAUCGUGAUGAACGUCGGCAUGGAGACGAGAACAUGGGAGCAGCUUCUUAGGGUUUUGCUUCGCGUGACGGAAGGCGUCUUGGGUGGGGCGCCCUCAAGGUCCAGAUUCAAUCUCGGCCAGCAGCUUGCGCAAAUCUUGUUCCAGACUCUGAUUGUGUCAUGGAUCAAGGCCAAUCUGAAGAUCCGUGUAUCCAAGGAACUCUGGGAUAGAUUCCUUGACGUCCUGUCAUCGCUGACUCACUGGUCGGAAUUGAUCACCGAGUGGUCGAAAACCAUGGAGACGUUGACCCGUGUCCUCUCCAAGCGCGUCUACAACCUGGACCUAAACAACCUCCCCCUAGAGAAGCUCCAGGACAACCGCACUAAGCGUCUCCGUGGUCCCCGCACGCCUAACGCCGACAAGGACAGAGGCAAACACGAUCGCACCUUCUCCCGGGGCUGGAGCCGCUGCGAUUCCAGCUCACCGAAGAGCUCGGAUGAGAUUGAUGGGAAGAUGAGGGACAGGAUUAGCACGGUAGGAAGCCGGGACGAUCUGGAUCGGCUCAGAUACAAGAAGUCCUUCAUGAGGGAUGUGACGUCGAAAGAAGAGGCUACCAACGUUCUUGCCAGUCUAAACAAAUUACCUCUAAGCACCUCACAACCAUCACUGUACCACCAGCAACCUCUUCAGAUCAGCCCAACCACUGAUGUCAUGAUUGGUAGCUUAAUCAGGAGUAGCAGUGAAGGCAAACUCAAUGAGGGUGUUCAUAGAUUCCAAGUGACCAGACAGACCUCAGUACCAGAGACUCAUCCAAACAGGGACUCCAAUCGAGACUCCCUCACUGAUAAAUGCUCCUCGCUACCCGAGGAGUACGACGUCAUGGAAGUGAAAUCCGUGACGGACGAGAACGACGUGAUGGAGUUCAAGACGCUGACAGAGGAUAAGAUCUCUCUAGAGGAUAAGAUGUCGCUGGAGGAGAAGUCUUUGAAGCAGGAUGAUGAUCGAUAUGAGGAGCCCAAGUUGAGCGAUUAUCAGCUAGGGUAUUUGCAGACGGACACUGUGAGUAUAGACAGUACGGAAAUAGCCACCCCGGACACCCAGCACACGAUACUGGACAAUAAUCGUUUGACCCCCACCAGUCUAACGGACCUGAUCACCCAGGAUAUUAUUACUCCAUCCUCUAACAGCCAAUCGCUGUCCAGUACACCCUCGCCGGGGACGGCCAUCAACGGGGACGCCCUCACGAUGAAGGGAUCACCGAUCUAUGAACCAAUCAGAUUAGAGGAUCAUGUGAAGCUGGAAGAGGCUAUGGCGGAGUAUGCUGGCUCCGUCCAAAGCCCUGAUAUCAGCAUCAUCUCAGGAGGAACACGCUCUGGAUGGCAGCCGGAUGUAGCCUGUGUCUUAUGGAGACGUAUUCUAGGGGCUCUAGGGGAUGUGAAUGACAUCCAGAUAGCCAGGCUCCAUGCUGUUGUCAUGGAGUGUCUAUGGAGCACCUGGCAGUUGCUAGCAAAGAUCCGAGACAACCUGGCCGUGAGUUCCGACAACCAGAACACCCCACCACCACCUGAAUACAUUCCACCUCUUAGGAUUCUCUCUCCCUGGCUCUUUAAGGCUGUGUACCUAUCGGAGCGUUACCAGCAGGGUAAACUCUCAGCCCUUAAACUCCUCUGCACGAUGACUACAAGGAAACGAGAUCACCCCUUCCCUAAGGAGCAUCUGACACACUUCUAUAGAGUGCUGCACUAUGGACUGGUAGGGACGGAUCAGGAUGUUAUUAACACCAUCAUCCAAUAUAGCGCUCCUGAUUUCUUCUCCUGCGGCCUACCAGGGUCAACGCUACUUAUUCUAGAUUUCAUCCAAGCAGCCAAUAUGAUCGCAUACCACCACAAUCUGGAAGCACCAAGGAUAGAGGCCUUGUCCCUUCUAGGUUCCUUAGUGUGUUUUCCUAAUCUCUUCUGCAAUAUAACCGUGCUACAACCCUCUCCUAAGGACAUAAGUACAAUGCAAUGCAAAGAUGUCAAGGACCACCUCAUCAAGGCAUUACUCAAGUGCAGUCGUAAGGAGCCAAUGAGUGAGGCUCGUUGUAUAGCACUUUGCAGUCUGGGUAUCUUCCUCUAUGAGGAAGUAUCUCAUGCAACCUUCCAUCCAAGAACCAGAGACGCAAUCAGCGUACUCCUAGCCAGUCUUAAGUUCAAUAACAGGACAGUCGCUCAGGUCGCCUGUGACAUGCUCCUACUUCUGGCCGAUCAUGCUGAAAUGUUAAGAGGAAGUAACCCUGAAGCUCCAAAGAAAAUAAUUGAGGUGAUAGCAAUGACAAUAAGCAGUUUGCUGUCGAGUGCUGAGUGUACCGACAAUGAAGAGAAUAAAAAGCUGGUUGUGUCCAUGCUGUUUUGUCUUCUGGAGUGGUGCAUGGCCGUCCCCCUCAGCGCUCUCUUAGAAGUCAGUGAAGGAAGGAAUAAGAAGGAUGCCAAAGUACUACUUGAAACUGUCUUUAAGGUUUUGCAAAAUGCUGUUGAGGGGGUGGUGACGAACCAGCGGACCAGCGUAAACUUCUCUGACCUAGCCUCAUCAGAUUACGAUCCUCAUAUCAACCUAGACACUGUGAGGGAUGGCCACAUGUUCGGUGGCAGGAGCCCCUCCCAGCCAGAGCAUCUGGACCAUGUGUUUGAGGAUGCUGAGGUGCAAUCGUCAGUUCAUUUCAACAUGCCCUCAUCAAGAGUGGUCAGACUAGCUGCUAAGAUGGUGAUGUGUCAUCUGAUCAACCAUCUGAAUCAUUUCCCCCUAGGGGGUGGGCCCGCCCUGGUCACCUCCCUGGUCAGUGAGCUGGAUGACCUAGGGGUCAAUGUGGACUCGGACGACAUGUCAUCGGCGCUGUUCGACGCCCCCAAUGUGCAAUUUUUUAUCUUUAAUGAUUCUUCACUCAUUUCGUUUGUGCAGCUUAACGAUAAGUCAAGUCCAGAGUUGAAUGACAACUUAACGUCGGCCAAUUCCCACGGUCGUAUUGUUGUCCGCAAUAUCGGUGGGAAGUUUGUCUGGGACACCAGCAUACUGUAUGGGCCAGGAGACAGUAGAGUGGACAUGGUACCAGAACCACAAUGCCGACCCAGCCUCGACAACAACGUUUUCCAAAGCAACUCGCAAUCCAAAUCUUCAACGCCAGUGUUCAGAAUAUUAAACAAGUUCGUCCAUCGGCUGCCCUCCUGGAUUGACAACGACGAGUCACUCGACGUCUUAGAUGAGCUUCAGCAAUUUAUAGGUUUCACCAGUCCAGAGUGUUUGCUGAGUCCGGGUGUACCUCUAAAUCUUGUCUCACCGGCCCCUGUAGAGAUCCCACCAGAGCUAGAGAGUAGUGCAAUCGCUUCCUUGAAGAUGCAGAGCAGUAAUGAAGAGGUGUAUGUCAGACAGCAUGGGGAGGAGUACAGCAUGGUAGCCCAUCCUCGAGUCCAAACCCCACACCUUGUGCCGACGUCACCAUUUCAUAUAUGUCGACAGCUACUUAGCCAGCUUGGGGUGAUGACAUGGGACAAGAGAUCUCAGAUUGACGUUGUGAAGAAGAAUGAUCGUUUACUUCGGGAACUCAAGAAUCUGGACUCUAGACAGUGUCGAGAAACGCAUAAGAUAGCAGUUCUUUACGUUGCAGAGGGACAAGAGGACAAGAUGUCUGUAUUGGGCAAUAACAGAGGAAGCCAAGCAUUUGAGAACUUCAUUGCUGGCUUGGCCUGGGAGGUUGACCUUUCAACUCACCAAGGCUUUCUUGGCGGUCUUCAACGCAAUAAGAGCACCGGUGAGACGGCACCAUACUACGCUACAUCAACGGUGGAGGUCAUAUUCCAUGUGGCUACCAGAAUGCCUUCAGAGAAUAAUCAUUUACAUAAGAUGCGUCAUCUCGGCAAUGAUGAAGUUCACAUCGUCUGGUCUGAACACACAAGAGACUAUAGGAGGGGAAUCGUUGCUACGGAGUUUGGUGAUGUCAUCAUCGUCAUCUAUCCAUUGGAGAAUCAACUCUUCAGAAUACAGAUACAAAGGAAACCAGAUGUUCCGUUUUUUGGUCCAUUGUUUGACGGGGCAAUCGUUGAUCACAAGGUCUUACCGGGUCUCGUCAGGGCUACAGCAAUCAAUGCCAGUCGAGUGAAGAGAUCUCAACUACACCUCUACCAAAGAUACUAUGAAGAAAGAGCAAAGUACCUGGAGACUAUCGUCAAGAACCACAAGGUUUCGUCCACAUUUGAGACCUUCUCGGCCCACGUCUUCGACCCCUUACUGGCCAAGCAGUUCAACGGAGAGAGAGACGAGGAGGUAAUGGCCUGUGGUAGCGCCUCCAAAGCAGGGAGCGAUAACAACCCACCCACUCUGACGUCAGCCAUCUUGGACGCCCAGAUCCAGGCUCAUCAUUCCAGAGUCGGAACGGUAAGAGGUCAAGAGAGGCCAUCCCUGACCAAUCCGCCCAUCGGAUUGUCAUCUAAUACCCCAACGUCCGGUGCAUCUACUGGAACAGCUGGUGUGUUGACCCAGGGUGUUCCCCAGGGUCCAGUGGCUAGUGGUGGGGGUGUCCAACGACCAACGAGACUCAGUCAACCAGAUAAGCUGAUCACGUUAGCUGCCAGCACUGGGCAAGUUCAACGCAUGGCUCCAGGCUCUGUUGAUGAGAAAGGCUCAUCUGACCCAGCAAGUGCAAGCACCACCCCAGUGGACUCCACCACUGCGACCACUCCACAGGCAAAGGCUCGGGCAAGGACCAAACGGGCAUCCUCUUCGGGAUCAAUGAACUCAGAGUCAACACCCCCGGAGAGUCCUGCAGACACAAAGAAGAAAAACGAGCGGGCUUAGUGCUGUAAGUGGUUACACCGCCAUCAGACUUCUCUCUUUGGGAAAGGAGGAGUACUUUCAGCAAAGGCCAAAUACUCAACCUCACUCUCAGAUGCAUUUAUUGCCGGCUGUGCUGGCAGAUCACGAGAUUGAGCAACAAUGAUUGCAACCUUUGAGCAUGUAACAGCUUGAAGUGGUGAUGAUGUUAUCAGACAUGGCUGUUUACAUAUCGAUUAACUCCAGUCUAGAUUGUCAGAUUUGGUAACAAGCCCUGGAUUAAAAGAGGUCAAUCCCACUUCUGCAACCAUUUAUUACUGUCGCUCAGGAUGAUGCUUUACUGGUAGACAUAUCAGCAUAUGGGGAUCAAGUCAAGCAUCUAGAAUUGGAUUCAGUCAACAGUGCCGUUGUUCACAUAACCAGAUUGUGAAUCUUGCUUUGUAUCUGUGGGUGUAUAUCAUUGGUUUAACUACAUGUAGUAAUUUACUGGAAAUGUUGACAUGGUUCAAAACUUAGACUGAAUAAGUGUCUGGGACCAGUUUCAUUGAGCUACUUAGUACUAAAACUUGCUCAGCGCAAAGAGGGACUCAACAAAGUCAGGUUACCAACUAAAAUACCAUGUAAUGUGUAUUGUUUAUGGUUCGGGCCCAUUUUGCUUAGUGCAUUUGUUGAUUGGUUUACAUUGGGUAUUAGCAGCUCUAUGAAGUGUGACCAAAUUGAUGCUUUACAUGUAGAGUUAGAAAAAAAUGUUGAUUUGCAAAGAUAUUCACACCAUUAACCUUUUGAUUGCAUUGCACACAUUAUCAAUGCAAUUGUGAUAUAUUAUAGCGAGAGUGAGGAAAACAAAACCAUGUGCAACAAAUUUAUAUGUACAUUUGAUUUAUUACGUGCUACUGUGGUGUAUAUUUUCAUUAAAGGUGGCCCUUUUAAUCGCAUUUAAAAAAAAGAGAACUACUUAUUUAUUGGUGUUUGUAUUGAUUUUUAUGAUUCGAGCGUUCAAGGAAGGGUCGGGGAAAUCUUCCAAGUUUAAGAGUCCAUGGAUUGUCGGAGCUUGAGGAUAAUGUAGAUGAAUGCAUAAGGGGAAUGGAGCAUUAGUUAUAUAAGUCUCCAUAGCUUUCAGUGUUAUCGUACUUGUAAUGUUUGGAAACGGAAAUAGACUGCCACUUUUGAGUAAUGAAUAGUCGGACUGAAAAGUAGCCAGACUUCCUGUGUUUAAUGGUUCAGCGUGUGUGAGUGUGUGCAUUUGACGCAGAGAGAGAACAAUUUAUUCGUCUGAAGGAAUUGAUAUCACGUCUAGUAUUUUUUAUGAUUUUUAUUUUAUGUGAAGCAAUAUCCAUCUGGACAGCUCAUGGAUAGAGGGGAGUGAGAGAGAGGGGGGG